This is a messenger RNA of Cryphonectria parasitica EP155, 1877 nucleotides long. RefSeq names its product aldehyde dehydrogenase. NCBI's taxonomy places the organism in Eukaryota, Fungi, Ascomycota, Sordariomycetes, Diaporthales, Cryphonectriaceae. Gene Ontology annotation, molecular function: aldehyde dehydrogenase (NAD+) activity. The transcript has 2 exons. Bases 70 to 1749 code for a protein of 559 amino acids. The record is from RefSeq and is a predicted model, not a curated record.
CUGAACGACAUACCGCAGGCGGCAUGGCUGGCGAUAUGGCCGUUGGCCCUGCUUGCCGUAUUCUAUUACAUGAAGGGCGAGAAUGACCAGCCCGUUCGCUAUCGAGUCCCUUCGCCCAAAACACCAGAACGAGAGGAGUUUCUCUCGAACCCAAGCGUCAAGGUCUCCGGGACGAGCGCGAUUCAAUGCUUUGCGCCCGCGACAGGACAGUUCCUUGGCUUCAUCAACGCCGCCUCUCCAUCUGCCAUCGACCGAGCCAUUGACGCCGCCGAGACUGCACAAAAGACAUGGGCCAGCACGACCUUCAGGGAAAGGCGCAAGGUGCUCCGGUCCGUGCUGCAGUAUGUUCUCGACAACCAGGAAGAGAUUUGCAGGGUGGCAUGCCUCGACUCGGGCAAGACGAUGGUGGACGCACAGCUGGGCGAGAUCCUCGUCACGGUGGAGAAACUGCAGUGGACCAUCACGCACGGCGAAAAGGCUCUCACGCCCGAGAGUCGACCGACAAACCUCCUGAUGGCCUACAAGAAGAAUACAGUGCACUACGAGCCUCUUGGCGUCGUGGCGGCGCUGGUCUCGUGGAACUACCCCUUCCAUAAUCUGAUCGGGCCCAUCAUCUCGGCCAUCUUCUCUGGGAAUGGUAUCCUCGUCAAGACCUCUGAGCAGACGGCAUGGAGCGCAUCCUUCUUUGCGAGCAUCGCGAGGGGCGCCCUGGUCGCCCAUGGCCACGAUCCUGCUCUCGUACAGACGGUCGUCUGCUGGCCACAGGUUGCGAACCACAUCACGUCUCAUCCGAAAAUCGCCCACAUCACCUUCAUUGGGUCACGACCUGUGGCACACAAGGUCGCCGAGUCCGCAGCCAAGGCCCUCAUCCCCGUGGUGGCUGAGCUGGGUGGCAAGGACGCAUGCAUGGUUGUGGACUCGGCCAAGCGAGACCUCUCACGAGUCACCGAGACGCUGCUCCGCGGCACUUUCCAGGCGGCAGGGCAGAACUGUAUCGGGAUCGAGCGCAUCAUCAUCACGCCAGGUAUCUACGAAGAGCUUGUUGGGCGCCUCGAGCCCCGCGUCAAGGCCCUCCGGCUAGGGCAGGAUCUCGACUUGGGCGCCGUCAUCUCGGAUGCAUGCUUUGCUCGGCUGGAGGGCUUAGUGCAGAAGGCAGUCAAGAGCGGUGCCCGUCUUCUCGCCGGUGGCAAGCGGUAUAAACACCCUGACCACCCCCACGGCUUCUACUUUGCCCCUACGCUCCUUGUGGACGUGACACCCGACAUGGACAUUGCGCAGGAGGAAUGCUUUGGUCCCAUCAUGGUCCUCAUGCGCGCCCCCUCGAAUGUUGCCUCGGACGUUCUCAGCAUUGCCAAUGCGCCCAACUUUGGCCUCGGGGCAUCCGUGUUUGGAAAGGAAUCGGACCCCGUGGUCCAGGCCAUCGUCAGAGGGGUCAGAAGCGGAAUGGUGGCGAUCAAUGAUUUCGCGGCCUACUACGCGGUCCAGCUCCCCUUUGGCGGAGUUGGUGGGUCAGGGUAUGGCAGGUUCGCCGGAGAGGAAGGACUCCGAGGACUAUGCAACAUCAAGGCCGUCUGUGCGGAUCGCUGGGGCUGGGCUGGCGUGAGGACGAGCAUCCCACCACCGAUCCAGUACCCUGUGGGCAGCCAGGAGAAGAGCUGGCGAUUUGCACGAGGCGUGGUCGAAACCGGCUACGGGAUUGGCCUGAUGAGGAAGGUGGGUGGUGUGUUGAGCAUAUUAAAGAAUAUGUAAAGGGCUCCGCUCCAUGAAGAGCCUUGUGUAUACAUACAAGUUUGGAAGAACUCCGCCCGGGUAUAUAUCUUCGAGAGAAGGGCUCAGAUGAGGAGACCUCUUGGCCAGUCAUGCUGGCCUUACCUAAU